AUGUCUCUCAUGCCGAUCGAACACCGCCUGGAGGAGCGCUUUCGCCGCUACUCCGCCAUCACCACCCAGAGCGACCCCCGCAGCCUCGGCAAAUGCAUCCCAUCCACCCCCGGGCAGCAGGUGCUGGCGGAGCUGCUCGCCAAGGAGCUUCAGGCGAUGGGGCUGCAGAACGUCGUCUGCGACAAGUAUGCGACGGUGACGGGGGUGAAGCCGGGCAAUGUGCCUGGUGCCCCGCGCAUCGGGUUUAUCUGCCACCUCGACACCUUCGACUGCGGUCUCUGCCCGCACGUAAAGGCUCAGAAGAUUCUCUACACGGGCGGUGAUGUCUGUCUCAACAAGGAGAAGAAUAUUUGGAUGCGGCUGCAGGAGCACGCAGAGCUGAACAAGUACGUUGGACAAGACAUUCUUUUUAGCGACGGCACCAGCGUGCUUGGCGCGGAUGACAAGGCCGCCAUUGCGUCGGUGAUGGAGAUGGUGGCCAGCCUCGACUCCAGCAAGGAGAGGCACGGCGACGUUGUUAUUUGCUGUGUGCCGGAUGAGGAGAUCGGCUUGGUGGGCGCGAAGCACCUCGACGUAAAGGCGCGCUUCAACGUUGACUUUGCCUACACGCUCGACUGCUGCGAGCUGGGAGAGAUGGUGUACGAGUGUUUCAACGCCGCGAGUGCCACAAUUACGUUCACAGGUGUCUCGGCGCACCCCAUGUCGGCCAAGGGCGUGAUGGUCAACCCGCUGCUGAUGGCCGUGGACUUCAUUUCCCAGUUCAACCGCGAGGAGACCCCCGAGUGCACAGAACUGCGCGAGGGGUACUGGUGGUUCGCGAAGAUGGAUGCCAACUCCACCCAGGCGCGGCUCGAGGCAAUGGUGCGCGAGCACGACCUCGCCGAGUACACGGCUCGCAAAACCUACAUGCUCGAUGUAGCCAAGAAGGUGCAGGCCAAGUACCCGACGGGCAAGGUAGAGAUCGAGAUAGAGGACGUGUACGCGAACAUCGCGAACUCGAUCAAGGGUGAUUUCACCGCUAUUGAUCUGCUACUGGAGGCGAUGAAGAAGGCGAGCGUGAAGCCGAACAUUAUCCCGAUGCGUGGGGGUACGGACGGCGCAGCGCUCUCCGUGAAGGGCCUCUUUACCCCCAACUUCUUCACUGGUGCGCACAACUUCCACUCCUGCUUCGAGUUUCUUCCUAUCCCGUCCUUCGUGAAAGCGUAUGAGGUGUGCCGCAACAUCGUCCUGCUUGGCGCUGACAAGCGCAAGAAGACACCGUCCGUGCUGUAG
Leishmania mexicana MHOM/GT/2001/U1103 is the source of this 1272-nucleotide messenger RNA. RefSeq names its product peptidase T, putative, metallo-peptidase, ClanMH,family M20B. The record is from RefSeq and is a predicted model, not a curated record. The transcript has a single exon. NCBI's taxonomy places the organism in Eukaryota, Euglenozoa, Kinetoplastea, Trypanosomatida, Trypanosomatidae. The coding region runs from base 1 to 1272 and encodes 423 amino acids. Gene Ontology annotation, biological process: peptide metabolic process. Gene Ontology annotation, molecular function: tripeptide aminopeptidase activity; zinc ion binding.